This is a messenger RNA of Carassius carassius (crucian carp), 2577 nucleotides long. RefSeq names its product tripartite motif-containing protein 16-like. NCBI's taxonomy places the organism in Eukaryota, Metazoa, Chordata, Actinopteri, Cypriniformes, Cyprinidae. Bases 239 to 1927 code for a protein of 562 amino acids. Gene Ontology annotation, molecular function: zinc ion binding; protein binding. The record is from RefSeq and is a predicted model, not a curated record. The transcript is spliced from 6 exons.
UUAUUUUCUUUUGCAAUACUUCAUUAUAUUUUAUUUUUUGUAUAUAUACAGCUUUAUUUUGACCCCAUAUCAUUACCUCUUAUAGAGAGUUUCUGUAUAAGACUGCCAUCUAGUGGUCCUGUUUUAUGACUUUUGCACACGUUUCGGAACCAGGAAAUGUUUCAGUACAGCGAAAUCGAAACUAAACUGCUGUCGAACUGUUGUGAAUGUCUCUCCAGCUGUGAGUGCGUGCAGUAAAAUGGCAGAAUCCAGUGUUUCUUUGGCUCAGAAUGAGUUCACCUGUUCAAUCUGUCUAGAUCUACUGAAGGAUCCAGUGACAAUACCCUGUGGACACAGUUACUGUAUGAGCUGUAUUACAGACUGCUGGGAUCAGGAUUAUCAAAAUGGAGUCUACAGCUGCCCUCAGUGCAGACAGACCUUCACUCCAAGACCUGUUUUAGGUAAAAACACCAUGCUGGCUGAAGUAGUGGAGAAACUCAAGAAGACAAAACGCCAAGCUGCUCGUCCUGCUCAAUGUUACUCUGGAUCUGGAGAUGUGGAGUGUGACGUCUGUACUGGGAGAAGAUAUAAAGCCAUCAAGUCCUGUCUGGUGUGUCUGGAAUCUUACUGUCGAAAUCAUUUAAAACGUCAUGAAGAAUUUCACUCUGGAAAGCGACACAAAUUGACUGAUGCCACUGGACAACUGCAGGAGAUGAUCUGUCCUCUACAUGAUAAACUGCUGGAGAUUUUCUGUCGUACUGAUCAGCAGUGUAUAUGUUAUAUGUGUAUGAUAGAUGUACACAAAGACCACGACACUGUAUCAGCUACAGCAGAGAGAACUGAGAAACAGAGACAACUGGAGGAGACACAGAGAAAAUAUCAGGAGAGAAUCCAGGAAAAACAGAAGGAUAUUGAGGAGCUGAAAGAGGCUGUAGAGUCUCACAAGCGCUCUGCACAGACAGCAGUGGAGGACAGUGAGAGGAUCUUUACUGAACUGAUCCGCUCCAUUGAGAGAAGCCGCUCUGAGGUGACACAGCUGAUCAGAGAUCAGGAAAAGGCUGAAGUGAGCCGAGCUGAAGGACAACUGGAGCAACUGGAGAAGGAGAUUGAAGAUCUGAGGAGGAGAGAUGCAGAGCUGGAGCAGCUUUCACACACAGACAAUCACAUCCAUUUCUUCCAGAGUUUCCAGUCUCUCUCUGUUCCUCCUGCAUCUACAAACUCACCCAGCAUCAGUUCUCGUCUCUCUUUUAAUGAUGUUGAAAAAUAUGUGUCUCAUCUGAGAGAGAAACUGGAGCAUUUAUUCAGAGAGGAGAUAGAAAUGUUAUCUGGUAGAGUGAGAAACAUCAACAUCAUUCCCACCUCUGAACCCGAGACUCGUGAGGAAUUCCUCAAAUAUUCCCAUCAGCUCACUUUGGAUCCAAAUACAGUGAAUAAAAACCUGGUACUGUCUGAAGAGAACAGAGUGAUUGAAUACACUCGUGAAGAACAGCUGUAUCCAGAUCAUCCAGACAGAUUUGAUGGUUUUCCUCAGGUGUUGUGUAGAGAGAGUGUGUGUGGACGCUGUUACUGGGAGGUUGAGUGGAGUGGUUGGGUGGGUAUAUCAGUGUCAUAUAAGAGAGUCAGCAGGAAAGGAUGGGGAAAGGAGUGUGAGUUUGGUUGUAAUGGUCAGUCCUGGAGUUUGUACUGCUCUGACUCCAGCUGGUCGAUCUGGCAUAAUAACCGUAGGACUGCACUCCCUGUAGUGUCCAGCUCCUCUAGAAUAGGAGUGUAUGUGGAUCACACUGCAGGAACUCUGUCCUUCUACAGCGUCUCUGACACAAUGACCCUCAUUCACAGAGUCCAGACCACAUUCACUCAGCCUCUCUAUGCUGGGUUUUGGGCUAACAAAUAUUUGAAAGGACUAAUGUUUUUCUUUUCAAAAGCAACACUCUGUGAUUUAACAAUAUAGAUGGUACAAACUUUCAAUACAAUAUUAAUUGAUUUAUUAACUGAUUUUAUUGAUCACUUGCAAUGAUGCUUAUUAUUUGUUAUGUAUGAAAUUGUGUAUUUAAAUGCAUUUAAAUUAACUGUGUUAAAUAACAUCACAUCAAAUCCAUUGGUGGCUGUCAUAAUCAUAUUCUCUUGGUUACAGCAAUUUCUAGAGAUCCCUUGCAUAAACAAACAACCUCUAAUUAUCAUUAUUAAAACAGAGGGAGUGCACACCAUUUAUACUUAAUUAAAUAAAAAUUUAAAUUAAAGAUGAUUUGUAACGCUAAUUUUAAUAAGUGAGAAUGAGAAGCUGCAAGGUCCAUCUCAAUCAUGAAACACUAGUCCACAUACAGUACAAACCCUGAGCACUACAGAACCUUAAAACACUGAACUUUUUUUAACUGUUGUAUGUAAUGUAGUUUUUUCAAAAGAAAUGUUCGUGAACAAAAUAUACAAUUAAUGUAUGUCAAUUAUUUGCAUGUAAAUAAUUAUUUGCAUAUAUUGAUGGUUUUAUGUUUAUUUUGAGUUUAAAAUAAGUACUCAUGAAGUGGGAUUUGUUGUUGUUGUUUUUUUUUACUACUCACCUGUACCUUUAUCAUGUUAAUAUUGUAAAAGUUCAAUAAAAAGAUU